CUUGACAGUUCUGUCUUAACGAUUCUGAUAUUAAUGAAACAUCUUUGUAAAGGGUUGAAGUGUCUUCCUGAAUUGUCAAUAUAUUAAUGAAGCAUGCAGUCCUGUGUUGAACAAGACAAGCUGGGACAAGACUUUGAGGAUGCUUUUGAGGUGUUGAGGCAACAUUCAACUGGAGAUCUUCAGUACUCCCCAGAUUACAAAAAUUACCUGGCUUUCAUCAACCACUGCUCUCAUGUCAGAGGACAUUCCAACUGCUAUGGUGUGCUGCCUACAGAGGAACCUGUCUAUAAUUGGAGAACAGUGAUAAACAGUGCUGCGGACCUCUAUUUUGAAGGAAAUACUCAUCAAUCUCUGCCAAAUAUCCCUGAAAACCAACUGGUACAACCUGCUGUUCUCCAUCAAAAGGGAGGAAAAGGCAGGAAGAAGCUCCGACUGUUCGAAUACCUUCAUGAAUCCCUGUGUAAUCCUGAGAUGGCAGCUUGUAUUCAGUGGGUAGAUAAAACCAAAGGCAUCUUUCAGUUCGUGUCAAAAAACAAAGAAAAACUUGCCCAACUUUGGGGGAAAAGAAAAGGUAACCGGAAGACCAUGACUUACCAGAAAAUGGCCAGAGCACUGAGGAAUUAUGGAAGAACUGGGGAAAUCACCAAAAUCCGAAGAAAGCUAACUUACCAAUUCAGUGAAGCCAUUCUCCAAAGACUCUCUCCAUCUUAUUUCUUAGAAAAAGAGAUCUUCUACUCACCGUAUGUUCAACCUGAGCAAGGCUUUCUCAGCUUCAGUAACUGGAAUGCAAAUUAUAAUUGUCCAUAUGCUGAUUAUCAUGAGCUAAGCCACCCUGAUUGCUAAAUAUUCUCUUACAUUUCAUGAUUCCCUGGCAUCAGAAAUCCCUACCAAUUUCAAGAUUUUUCUCUUAAAGCAAAUGCUGGAGAGGGAAAAACAAUUAACUUCAUUGUUUCUAAUCUUUUAUUAAAUAGAUUAUAAUCUGUACAGACUUGGUGAAAAAAGCUGCCAGUGAACGACUUGUAAAUGAUUGAGCCCCAUUUGAAAGUACAGACGAAAUGUCCUUGCUCUUACUAUUGUUUAUGCAACACUUUCAGGUAAACAAUGCUAGUAGAGAUUAUUUGACCUAUAUUGAUUAAAAAAUUGUUUUCCUGUCAUACACUAAGGCAAAAAAAAAUACCACUCUAACAUCUGAUGGCUUUAGUGACAACAAAAUUGCAUAUGGUAGUCUUCAUGCUAAAAUACAUUCAUGAUUUUAAAAAACCUAUUUUCUUUGCACUUCAGACCUCAUGGUCUGUAACCCUGUGGUGCUAAAGAAAUGAUCUAAGGAAAAAACGACCUACCUUAAUGAUAAGAGAACUCCAAAGCUUAUACUUCAGAAAGCAUUUCCUGGCGUUUCUCCCCUGGGGUAGAUCCAGGAGCUAACGUUUCUUGCUACCUGCUACUCAGCCACAAGAAGGUGCUCUUGCCUUGUUACCACUCUCUGGCCCAACUUCGAAACAAGACUUCCUCUUCCCUUGAACUAGCCCAGCUAAGACCAGGCUGGAACAAUUGGAGAAAAAGAAAAGAAAAAGAUUUUGAUAAAGGAUAGAGACUAGCAAAUAAAUCCAGAGAGGAACCAGGACUUGAAAACUAUGGUUUGUUCUCAACAUUCCAUUAGGAAUGAAGAAGGAAACCCUGUUUCUUAACUUCCUGCUGGCAGGUUCAUACAUAUCCCAUCUGUAUUAUCAUGACACAGGAGAGCUUCCUAGACUACAUGGGCUAUCUUCAGUCCAGGCCAAGAGCUUCCUGGAGCCUACCCUAUUUGAUAUGUACCAUUGCCCUUUUUGUGUCCUCCUGGUGUCCUUCAUCCCUCAGGGAUUCUUAAAAACACGGCAGACUAAGUGAAGGUAAUGUUAUUGGCCAUCUGCAAAUGUAGUCUGGCCUUCUGGUAUAAACAAUGCAUCCUCCCCAAAAUCAUAUGUUGAAACUUAAUCCCCAGUGUGAUGGUAUAUGGAGGCAGGUUCUUUGGGAGGAAGAGGUCUCCCAAAUGGGCUUUGUGCCUUGUAAAAGAGACCCAGAGAGCUUCCUUACCCCUUCUGCUUGAGGACACAAGACGGCCUCCUAUGAACCAGGAAGCAGGCUCUUACCAUUGAAUGUGCUGGUGCCUUGAUCUUGGACUUCCCAGCUUCCUGAACUGUGAGAAAUUUCUGUUUGAGACACCCAGUUUACAGUAUUCUGCUACAGCCACCCAAAAGGAGCAAGACAAUUCCAAUCAGUGCUCACCUUAAAAGUAGGACCCAGCAUUUAUGUUCAUUUUCCUACAAAGAAAUAUGUUCUGUAAAUGAACAACAUGAAUUUUACCAGACUUUGCAAAGAGGAAAUGAAGAGGUUUUACUACACAGAUCAUUCAGCCAACAAUAAAAUUUCAUUAACAUGUUACUUCUCUCCACAGUCCCUCUUAAACCCAAUGGCAGCCAGAGGGGUUCAUCUUGACAAUUCUCCCAAAAGCCCCCAGUCAGCCCCCAGUCUGUUUCGUACUGUUCUACAGAGUAGCUUUGUCUUGGGCAGAAAUCUGGGCUCUGACUUUUACCCAAAGUGGGCUGACCAAAGGCCAUUUUCACGAGCAUGUCAGUCCUUAAAGACCAAAACCUCCAUAUACUGUGUGCCAUGUGCCCUACUUCAAACAGGGUGUUACUCCCUGCCACCACCAAAGGACAGGGAAGAGAGACUUGUUAGACUCUAUCAUGGCCCUUCAUUUCCUAGUAUAUGGUAUCCCAACCUCUAUCUUGUCACUGUCACAUGGCUGAAUGACUCAAACUCUUCUCCAGUUAGGUAGUGUCCAGUGCUAAGUGAAACAGACAUGGUUUCUUCUGUUAGGAAAUUUCAAUUCUGUCAAUAUAGAUUUGUAAGUUUUAUUAGUAUUUAACCAAAGUUUACCUAAUGCUUUACCGAAGAGCAAUUUAUUGGUUGAUUGGGCACACAUAUAUUGUGAAGUAUGUAAAGUGCAUCGAUGUGGCAGCAUUAAUUAUAUCUAACCUGUACAGACUGAUACAUAACACCCGCUUAACCAUCAUCUAGAUGAGGAUACUCAGCAUCUCAUAAGGUUCUCUCUUUCCCAAUGCCCACCUUCUUGAACGUAUAAAUGGAAUCAUGCAGUUUGUAUUCUUUUGCAUCUGCUUUUGUUUCCCUCAAUACAAUAUGAAGUUCAUCAGUGUUGCUGGAUAUAAGAGGAAUUUAUUCUUACUGCUUUUCAGCUCCUGAUUUUUAAAAGA
Molecule: messenger RNA, 3251 nt
Organism: Leptonychotes weddellii (Weddell seal)
Lineage: Eukaryota; Metazoa; Chordata; Mammalia; Carnivora; Phocidae
Gene: SPIC
Product: Spi-C transcription factor
Biological process (GO): regulation of transcription by RNA polymerase II; cell differentiation
Cellular component (GO): nucleus
Molecular function (GO): sequence-specific DNA binding; DNA-binding transcription factor activity, RNA polymerase II-specific
Source: RefSeq, a predicted model, not a curated record